UUUGGCCGGGGUUCUGAUAUGAGUCACAAGUCCGGUCUUGUAAAAUACAACACAAAUGUCCACAGUGUGUAUUCAUCCAUCACAUCAUCUUCAACCUUCGGGAAGCGAUACCUAAAGCGCACUCGUGAAAGCCUUUCCGUUCGAUACCCAUCGCUAGAGGAGGCGGCGGCGGAAGCUCUUCAAUAAUCUCCACCCCACAUCCUCAAGAUUACUCUCAAGAUGACUCUUACACAACGCCAGCCCUCGCCCCGUCCAGCCUCAUUGUCCAUAGAGGAAUGUGACCUUUCCGAUCACAUUUCCGAGGACGACACUCCUUCCGUCAAGACACAUCCCACCGUACCAUCUCGGACCCCUGUGCCCUACCUCAAGCUCUUCCCUCUCCUGGUUCAGCGAUGGUCCGAGGGUAUGACCUACGCCGUCAUAUUCCCAUAUAUCAACGAGAUGGUUCACUCCAUGGGAGUGGAAGAGACGCAAGUCGGUGUAUGGUCUGCAAUCGCCGAAUCAGCCAUGAUGGCUACGGAAUCGGUAUCAGCUCCCUUCUACGGUCCUCUAGCAGACCGGUACGGCAGAAGACCAGUGUUGAUCGGGCUGGAGAUUCUGUGGGGUGUAUUCGGAUUACUCUUUGGGUUUUCCAGGACGGUGUGGACAGUGAUCAUCUUUAGGAUGUGCUUGGGGAUGCUGGCGGGCUGUGGUGUCAUCUCCCGUACUAUGGUGGGGGAACUGUGUGACAAGACCAACCGUAUUCAAGGUUUUGCCGUCUUCUCCCCGGCCUUCACCAUUGGUAUGACCACUGCACCUCUGGUAGGCGGUUUUUUGGCGAAACCCGUGCCGAGGCUCUUUCCAGAAUCAUGGACUCUGCUCGUCAACUUGCCUUACCUCUUACCAGCCAUAGCAGCGGCUUUGUCCGCUGUGAUUGCUGCUUGGCUAUCAAUACUUCUCCUUCCAGAGACACUGGACCGCGUAAAGUAUAAUGAAUCUCAACAAACAAAACGAGAGACUGGCGGGGGUAGCAAUAUGAUGGGUCUGAUAAAGCACAAGCUGUUUCAGAAGGUCUUGACUCUAUACAGCUUGCAAAACGCCAUCAUGUUUUCGUUCGAAGCCGUCUUUCCUCUCUUUGGAUUUACCAGUAAAGAGCUCGGCGGUCUUGGUCUAUCUACUCAAGAGCUCGGUAUCAUCCUCGGCUGUUCGGCUGGCCUAUCAAUCUUCAUGAUCAUCUUUGUCUUCCCUCCCCUCCACGCGAUAUUACCUGGAAACAGAUGUCUUCUUGUCUGUCUUGCAUGCUACCCUCUCUCAACGUUAUUCUUCCCUCUCAUGUGGUAUCUCAGCUACACCCACCAAGGCCCAGGAAUGCCGACAUCGCUAUGGAUCGUCAUGAGUGUACAUAUGAUCUUGCGACGGGCUGGAGAUUUCACUAGCACGUUGCUGGAUACAAUCACGCUGGAUGCUAUACCCGGUCCGGGAUAUCUUGCGUCAGCCAAUUCUCUCGGAUUCAGCAUGUCUGCAGUAGGCCGCGCCACAGGACCAUUCAUCGUAUCCUACUUUUUCGCCCUUUCCACCCGCUUCCCUCCCCCACAACAUCCAAUAGGCGGACAAAUCGUGUGGAUCGUGCUCGUAUUACUGUGUGUGCCGGCGAUGGGACUGGCUUGGGUUGUCGGGAAUGCGGAUACGAGUGGAGAAGGGCACGCUGGUGAGGGCUCGAUGAGGGAGGAGGAGGAGAUGGAGUUGAUGGGUGGAGAGAGGGAGCGGACGGGAGUUUAAUUUGUUGGUGUGAUCUGUCCUUAGGGUCAGGGCUAGUUCAAUUACCAGGGGUCGGCCGGCCCCGGGGGAAUUGCCAAUCGUCUGACCAUGAAGUGAUGACUUGACGAUAUGGAAAGGGACGGGCCAGAAGUCCGACGGAAUGAUGGUACACAUCUCUAGAGAUAAACUUUGACUUUGAUAGAUGCGUUGUAUAUGCUCACGAUGAGAAUGAAACUGAUCACAUCUCCUAUACCUGUAAACAAGUGAUCGUUCCUUG
This is a messenger RNA of Cryptococcus amylolentus CBS 6039, 2014 nucleotides long. RefSeq lists its product as hypothetical. NCBI's taxonomy places the organism in Eukaryota, Fungi, Basidiomycota, Tremellomycetes, Tremellales, Cryptococcaceae. Gene Ontology annotation, molecular function: transmembrane transporter activity. Gene Ontology annotation, biological process: transmembrane transport. The record is from RefSeq and is a predicted model, not a curated record. Bases 220 to 1758 code for a protein of 512 amino acids. The transcript is spliced from 12 exons.